CACCCUAACCCCCAAAACAAAGCGAGAAAAGCCGACAAAACCCGUUCUCUCGGUCGGGGACUCGUUGUUUGUUGCGGCGGCCCUCAUCCUGUGAGUUUUCCACGGCAAAGAAGACGGAUCGGAUUUUCAGUACCAACUAGAAAGUCCAGUUCGACCGACCGAGAUGUCACAGGAGCAUGACAGCAAGCGUGCGGUCCUGGUUCUGCAGAACGAGGCAGCCUACAGCGGACAGCGUCGCCCCUUCACUGCAGAGGAUGAGGCCUGGAAGUCGUUUCUCGAGAACCCGCUGACAGCCGCUACUAAAGCCAUGAUGAGCAUCAAUGGAGACGAGGACAGUGCCGCGGCUCUCGGCCUGCUCUACGACUACUAUAAGGUGCCCAGGGAAAAGAGAACAAUACAUCAGAACAAGUCAGACACGCUGGUCUCUGAUGUGGAUCCCAACAAAAGUUCUGCUCUGUUACCUUGCAGGCACCAGAUUCAGGCUGGACACACCGUAGCUCCGCUCCAAGAAGGUAACACGGAGAGCAGGAUCCAGGUCCUCAAGGGACCCUUCAAUAUUCUACAUCUGGCACAGGACAAAAGGGGCCAGUUUCCUUCACCAGAUACGACCGUCACAGUUUCCAUUGCUGCCGUGCCAAACUACCCACCCGUCAAGACUGAGGCACCCACCCAUGGGUUCUCCGUGACCGUGCCAAACAACUGUGCCGAAACCGACAACCACGUGGGUGUCUUUGACCGUCAGCUCAACCAGUUCAGUCCCAGCACCCAGUCCCGCACGCCCCCGGACUCCACGUUCUCAGAGGGCUUCAAGGAUGGCUCCCAGGAGAUGUUUUCCUUCCCAGCGGAUCUCCAGUUGCGUAUGGCCUCAAUCUCAGCUGAUGACUACCAUCCGUUUGACGCUGUGUCGGGGAGCAAUUUUGAGUACACACUGGAAGCAUCCAAGUCUCUUCGUCAGAAGACCGGCGAUGGCACAAUGACGUACCUAAACAAGGGUCAGUUUUACCCAAUCACGCUUAGGGAGAUUGACAACAGUAAAGGUGUACAGCAACCAAUCACCAAAGUCAGGAGUGUGGUGAUGGUGGUGUUUGGAGAGGAGAAGUGCAGAGAGGAUCAGCUCAAACACUGGAAGUACUGGCACUCCAGACAGCACACGGCCAAGCAGAGGUGUCUUGACAUUGCGGAUUACAAGGAGAGUUUCAACACCAUUGGAAACAUUGAAGAGAUUUCCUAUAAUGCCAUUUCCUUUACUUGGGACACCAAUGAAGAGGCUAAAAUCUUCGUCUCCGUCAACUGCCUGAGCACGGACUUCUCCUCUCAGAAAGGGGUGAAGGGCCUUCCUCUGAACCUGCAGAUCGACACCUACAGCUACAACAACCGCAGCAACAAGCCCAUCCACCGCGCCUACUGCCAGAUCAAAGUGUUCUGUGACAAAGGAGCCGAGCGCAAGAUCCGCGACGAAGAGCGGAAACAGUCACGCAGGAAAGGCAAGGUGUCCGAGCUCAGCGCCGGCCUGGCACCCUUUGUAGAUGUUAAAGUGCCUGUUAUCCAGAAACGCAACGACGUGACCAUCUUCAAGAUGAUGACAGACCUGGAGACCCAGCCAGUCCUCUUCAUCCCCGACAUUCACUUCUCUACCUUCCAGCGCCAUCCUUUCUCGGGUGAGGAUGGUGAGGAUGGUGGUUCAGGAAUGAAGAGAUUACCGUUCAGUGAUGAGGAGUUUGGUUCACCUCCAAAUAAGGUGGCGAGGCCAGACGAGCCAAAGAAAGUCCUGCUGUACGUGCGUAAGGAGACAGAGGAGGUGUUUGAUGCAGUCAUGCUGAAGAAUCCCACGCUGCAAGGCCUGGUGGAAGCUAUUUCAGAGAAGUACGAGUUGCCCCUGGAAAAAGUUGGAAAAGUAUAUAAAAAAUGCAAGAAAGGGAUUCUAGUCCACAUGGAUGACAACAUUAUCAAACACUAUUCCAAUGAAGACACCUUCCAGAUCUCCAUGGAGGAGUUGGGCGGCAUGUACAAACUUAUCCUCACUGAAAUCUGAUUGGACCAUUUGGUGGAAGACGACACUCCAUACGGUUUACGCGUUUAGUGACGCUAUUUGCUCUAACAGUGAUUAUGGUCUUCAUAAUCUUUUUUUUGAGAUCUAUUGGUGUCAAACUGAUUUUUUUUUUUUUUUUUUAAAUAAUGGUCAACCACAGGUAUUGAAGAAGCCAUAGCUCUUAGACAAUGUUAAUUAGAGAUUUGAAUUAACUUUGCAAUAUCUUUGUGCAUGAAAAUCAACGUAGGUGGGUUUAAUUGUAAGAACGCAUGCACUUCAAAUAUUCAGCAUAAUGUAAAAAAGAAAAAAAAAUGCAAUUGUGCAGAUUGUUUGGUGCUGCUAUACCUCAAGCUAUGCAAGCAGCAAUGUAUCUCUUAUUUUAGAAUUUCAUGAGAAGAAAUGGCUCCUCUUUCCAAAACUAAAGCCAUCGCACUGAUGAUUACACAAUCUGUAAAGUUUGGUAUUUGGUACAUAAAAUGAGGACAGCAAAUUGUUGUUGCCUGGAUACUGGAUGAGAAUUUAAGACUUCAGUGGUUGAGUGUAUUAAUACUUCAAUACGGCAGUAUUUAGUGUAAAAUUUUUCAUCAUACAAUUAGGAUGACUUAAUGUAAAUGUCCAUUUUUUUUAAAAGCAAAGGAUGCAUUUAUGGCUUUUUUUUUUUUUUGUAAAUGUCUUGAAAGAUAUGUUCAGAUAAUUAAUCUGUGUAAGUAUUAAAUAACAUAAUGUUAGUUCUCAAUGUCUCUCUUGUACAGUAGUUUUCUGACUGUUGAUAGGUCAAUGAAUGUCUCGCACAGUCCAUCGAUGCUUUUGGAAGUGCAAUAUGUCUCUUCUGACACAUUCAGGGGGAAAACCCUCUAUUGCAAUAUUUCAUAAUUACAAUUAAACAAUUGUGUGUGUGUAUAUAAUUGAAAAGGUUAGAAGGAUCUAUGUUACCUUCCUCCUUGUAUCUCAGUACUUAAUAUCUAUAUAUUUAAGUAAAUGGAUGUGGGUCUCUUGCUUCUUGUUCUCUUUUAACAAUAUAUAAAGUAUAUUCAUAUUUUAAUUUCUGUUAUACCUAACAAUAUGUUGGUACUUUUUUUAAGUGAAGUGCUUCCAAAAGUACAUGUCAAGGGAUUUUUUUUUUCAUAUUUUGUAAAACAUUUUAUGCACAGUGUAAAAUAAAAGCUUUGCAGUAAAAGC
Messenger RNA from Thalassophryne amazonica, 3208 nucleotides. RefSeq names its product grainyhead-like transcription factor 1 (gene grhl1). The coding region runs from base 164 to 2032 and encodes 622 amino acids. Lineage: Eukaryota; Metazoa; Chordata; Actinopteri; Batrachoidiformes; Batrachoididae. The transcript has 16 exons. Gene Ontology annotation, molecular function: RNA polymerase II cis-regulatory region sequence-specific DNA binding; DNA-binding transcription activator activity, RNA polymerase II-specific. Gene Ontology annotation, cellular component: nucleus. Gene Ontology annotation, biological process: regulation of transcription by RNA polymerase II. The record is from RefSeq and is a predicted model, not a curated record.